Molecule: messenger RNA, 2198 nt
Organism: Drosophila miranda
Lineage: Eukaryota; Metazoa; Arthropoda; Insecta; Diptera; Drosophilidae
Product: sex-lethal homolog
Exons: 6
Coding region: 259-1716 (485 amino acids)
Cellular component (GO): ribonucleoprotein complex
Molecular function (GO): RNA binding
Source: RefSeq, a predicted model, not a curated record
GAUAAAUCCGCGGUCACACAGGCGAAGAGGGCGCCGCUAAAGCGUUUCCGAGAAAAAAAAGUAUAAAAAUUAGCUGUUUUCUAGUGUAGCGUCGUGUGUCAGCAAUUGGUGAAAAGAAACUUCUGGCGCGCACUGCGACGUAGAUACAACACAUUCUUUGUGGCACUUUGACCAGUCUACGGAGACGCGAAAAGCGAAAGCACACGAAAGCGACGUUUUUUUUUUUUGGGCUGCGUAUAGAACAGGAUCAGGACAGCCAUGUCGCAGUCGGACAAGAUGCAGGAUCAGAACCCUCAGUAUGAGAAUGAGAACGAGGAGUUGUCUUCGGACAUGGAGGAGCCAGCCGAUGCUGUGGAGCGUGAGGGCCAGCAGGAGAGCAGCCAGGAUGAAAACUUCAAUGAUGACAGCAAUGGCAAUGGCAAUGAGCUCCAGCAGGGCGGGGACCAGCAGCAAGAGCAGGAGCAGCAGCAGCCCCAGGAAUCGUCCGGGGACGAGCAGAACAACCAUGGCAGCGAGGAGGCAGCAGGCCCUGCAGACCAACAACAGCAGCAGCAACAGGGUGGCAAUAACAACGCCGCCGCACCGCCGCAAGAGCAGGAGGAGCGCGUGAGCUCGACCAAUCUAAUAGUCAACUACUUACCACAGGAUAUGACGGACCGAGAGCUGUACGAGCUCUUUGCCAACUUCGGUGGCAUCAACACCUGCAAAAUCAUGCGCGACUUCAAGACUGGAUAUAGCUUCGGCUACGGCUUCGUCGACUACAGAACAGAGGCGGACACCGAAGAAGCUAUCGAUAAGCUGAACGGACUAUAUGUGCGCAACAAGCGAUUGAAGGUCUCGUAUGCUCGCCCCGGCGGCCAGUCCAUCAAGGACACCAACCUGUAUGUCAUCAAUCUACCACGCAAUAUCGACGAUGAUAUGCUCACCAGAACCUUCUCGCCGUUUGGCCAAAUUGUCCAACGAAACAUCUUGCGGGACAAACUCACCGGACGUCCGCGCGGCGUUGCCUUUGUACGCUUCAGUAAGCGCGAAGAGGCACAGGAUGCACUGAACACGCUGAACAAUACGGUGCCACUGGGUUGCACACAGCCGAUUUGGGUGCGUCUGGCCGAGGAACAUGGCAAGGCAAAGGCUGCACAGUUCAUGUCGCAGAUUGGCGGGCCGAUUGGUGGUGGUGUAGGUGGCGGUGGGGGAAUGGCUGGCCCACUGCAUAUUGGACAUCAGCCGCACCACCAUCACCACCAAAACAACAACAACCAGCACCACAACAACAACCAGCACCACAACAACAACCAGCACCACAACAACAACCAGCAUCAUCCACACAUGCAACAGCCGCACCAGCAACAGCUCCAGCAACACCAUCAUCCACCGCAUCACCACCAGCACCAUCAGCAACAACACCAUCCCCACCAGCCGCAUAACCACAACCACAGCCACAGUCACCACAACCACCAUAAUAUGGCCCACCAUCCGGCGGUGCACCAUAUGCAGCUGCACGGAGGAGUCCACGGAAUCAGCAUGGGGAUGGGGGGCAUGGGCGUGGGCGUAGGAAUGGGAGUGGGUGUGCAUAUGCAUGGUGGAGGUGGGGGCGGUGGAGGAGCGGGUGUCGGUGGCGGUGGCGGCUACCAGCAUAUGGCGCAUAGAGGUAGAUCAAAUAGAACACGAUCUCAAAAACUGCAUCCAUAUAACAAUCAUGCACAGAAAUUUAUUUAAAACACACAAAAAAAUUAAUUUCUUUACACCAAUAUUAGCUGCAUCUCACAGGUGAAGUGGUCAUGCUGCCAUUGCCACAUUGCAGCCACUCCAGCAGGCAGCCGUGCAAUGGCAGCAGCAAAUUCCGCAUCCGAAUCCUCAACCGCAACCGCAGUCGCGUCCACAUCCACAGCCACCACAGUCUCACCAGCCAUCAUACCAGCCACAACAACAACAUCUGCUACCAACAACAACAACAACAACACACAUGUCCACCAUCUCCGCCAGUCAGCAACCCCCCAACCAGCCGCAGCAGUCUCGCGCGAUCACCAGCAACAAUAUGAAUAGUUACAGCCAGCAGCAGUCACAGCAGCAACAGACCAACAUUCAGAUACCCAGCCAGUCGGCCUACUAUGCGCCUGCUUACUUUGUUCCUACCUAUCAGACAGCAGCAGGAUCAGGAGCAGCCACACCGGCAGAAGCAGGAGCAGCAGCAGCAGCUG